Erythranthe guttata (spotted monkey flower) is the source of this 2361-nucleotide messenger RNA. NCBI's taxonomy places the organism in Eukaryota, Viridiplantae, Streptophyta, Magnoliopsida, Lamiales, Phrymaceae. The record is from RefSeq and is a predicted model, not a curated record.
GCAAAAAAAGAAAAAAAAAAAAAAAAAGGAAAAUAAGUUAAAUUCAAAUCCCUCUGCCAAACAACAUUUAAUGAAGAAUUUGGUAGAAAAUUCAGUGACUGAAUUGUUAAACAGAGCAAAACGCCAAUGCGAAGAAGCGGCCAUGGCGUCGGCAUUUCGCUCUGCAAUUCUACAGAGAGAAAGAGGAAAAAUAAAGUGAUUUUUAAAUGAAUCACGCCAUUGCCCACUUUCCCCAACCCCCCAAAAGAAAAGCUAAAGGAGAGAGUAACACAAUUCACAAAAAGUUUCUGCGUAGAUUCUCUCUCCUUCAUCUCUGCUAAAGCCAUCAUUCAACCAUUGUUUUUUUUAAUAGUAUAAUUUCUGCUUUCUUUCCCUUCAUUCCUUCCCCCUUUUCAAUUUCUACCAUUUUGUGGAAAAAAAAAGAUUGGGUUUUCAAAUUUCGCGUGUGCUCUCUCUCUCUCUGCCAUUGACUCACUUUUUCUUCCGAAAAAAGAAAGGGCAAAAACAAAACCCCCAUUUAUGAAUAUAUACUAGGAAAAGUAUUAGAUAAGUGGUCAUAGUAGUAUAUCCUGUUUCCAUAUUUCAAUUUUUUUACUGUUUUACCAUCACAUUAGCUGAUUCAAUGAUUGCAAAAAUGGGUGGUGGUGGUGGUGGUGUUGGAAUUGGAGGGGGAGGGAGAGUGGAGGUGAUAGCUGGUAAGGGGUGUUCGAGGCUGUUUGUUGAUUUUUCGUCGUCGUUUAGGGGCAUUCAACCCUUUUCAUUGGAGCCCUUGUCUCCGAAUUCCUCUGCAGUUUCUGAAUCUCCGGUUAAAUCAGUGAAAUCCAACGGACCGUUUUCUGGCCUUGUCGUUUGCGUUACCGGAUUAUCUAAAGAGACGAGGAAACAAGUCAAGGAAGCCACGGAGAGAUUGGGAGGGCAAUAUAGUCCGCAUCUCCAUCCUCAAUGCACUCACCUGGUUGUUGAAAGUUUUCAUGGACGUAAAUUUGAGCAUGCUUUGAAACAUGGAUCCACUAAUGGUCUAUUUCUGGUCACGAUUAGCUGGUUUGUGGAUAGCGUCAGAAAAAAUGUUAGGUUAAAUGAAACGCUCUACAAUGCUAACAACAUUGGAGAUAAAAGUAUCCCGAAUGACGAUUUGAAGCGGCUCGAUCAGAAUUCCGGUGCUGAAAAUUCUUGCAUUCCUAUUGGUUCGUUUCGAGAAAGGGAGACUAAAAAACAAACUGGUUCUUCAUCUUUGUCUGGUCAAACCUUUUACGUUGACCUAGAUGUCCCUGUCGAACUUCGCAAUAAGGUUGCCGAGGUCUUAUCUGCCGAAGGUGGUAGCGUGGUGGAUGAAUGGUUUGUUGGAUGCAAUGCUUCUCAUGUAGUAUGUGAAGGACCUUCUAUACGUAAAUAUCUGGGGCAUUCUAGUAAUAUUGUCACCCCAUUAUGGAUUAUAAAGUCUGCAAAAGAAAAAUCUCUGCAAAGACUCGUCCACUUAUCAGCCGAUUUGGCUAGGUAUACUGGAGCAAUGCUCGAUACUUUCCAGCAUGGUGUUUUCAGAGAGGAAGUUAACAGGGUAACCAGUUCCGUAAAUGAUCCCAGUUCUGUAAUUAAAGCAAGCCUCGAAGAACGACGAACGAGGGUAAACUUAGCUAAGGAAGGUGUUAGAAAGCGUCGGAAUCGACGAAUGCAGACAUGUCAAACUCCGAUACGUCCAAUAACUCCUAGCAGCCUUUUGGAUUCAAUUUGCUGGUCAAUAUCCGAGUCAACUUCGACUGCUUCUAUUUAUACAGAGUCUUCAAGUGUCGAAGAAGAAAACCACACACCUGUUUUCUUCGAUGGCAAGGAAUCUCAUACUUCGUUUGUCAACUUAUCUCGACCGCUUACAGAAAGCGAGAAGUCGGAGUUAAUAUUCAAAGGGAAUUUCCUCACAAUCAUGUUCCCAGUUGACCGAUUUUCGGAAAUGGGCCCAUGUUCUAGAACAUUCUUCAGCAAUAAAGGGUUCACAUGUUUGCAGGUCCUGGAUUUCAUCCACACAUUUUACCAGGAGAAUAUGUCGGCCGAGGAAAUAGAAAUAGCUAUCCACACAGAUUCGAGGCAUGCGGAUCGAGUUCGAUCAGCUUACUCGAGCAAGGAAAAGGUAGAAUUUAAGAGGAUUGAUUUUAUUGGUAGCCGUAGGAGUUUUGAAAUGUUGAAACGUGUAUCGGGCGAUAAUAAUAGCAACCUUUACGAGUUGUUAAUUCGAGCGUGAUUUAUGGUAAAUGCUCAAGAGAGAAUGUUUUGUUUGUAUAUCAACAUAUAUACAGUGUCAAAUGUAUAGUAAAAGAUUUCUUGUGACUGGAUUUCGAGAUUUUGGCUUUUAUUAUAUACUUUUCGUGUUCC